Messenger RNA from Neolamprologus brichardi, 789 nucleotides. It is a transcript of the gene cbln11, whose product is annotated as cerebellin 11. Lineage: Eukaryota; Metazoa; Chordata; Actinopteri; Cichliformes; Cichlidae. The record is from RefSeq and is a predicted model, not a curated record. Gene Ontology annotation, molecular function: protein binding.
AUGGAGAGAGUAACAGUAAUUAUUCUUAUUUGUUUACUUGCUGGUUUAUCUGAAUGUGAGGAAGGGGGUGAUCAGAAUCAAAUCAAUCAGAACCUGAUCACUGAGCUCUCAUAUGAAGAUACUAAGGCAGAGAACAAUAACGACGUGUCAGCUGACCCAGGGUCUGAAACACCAGCCACUCGGACAGCAAACAAAACAACUGACCAUCUAUGUGAACCCAACAUCUAUAUGGUGCUGAAGGAACUGGGGGCUCUAGAAGAACGACAGAAAGCCACCGUGAGGGCUCUUGAAGAAACAAACACAAAGCUGGAAGCCAGUGAGAAGAAGGUGGCUGCACUUAACAGCACACUGACUGAGCUCAGGACAACGUAUGAAGGACAACGUCAGGUUGCAUUUUCUGCUGCUUUACCCACAGAAGCCACUAUUGGGCCAGCAAAUGUUCUUUACCCUCUGGUGUACAGACAUGUUCUGUACAACGUCGGAGGACACUACAGUCCAGUAACAGGGUAUUUUACAGCACCAGUUCAAGGAGUCUAUUAUUUCACCUUUUCUUCUUUCUGGUGGGGAGGAAACACUGGAAACAGUGGUGGCAGUCUGUACCACAAUGGAAACCCGAUUGUAUCAUGGUAUGGUUACAGUCGGGCUCAUCCCAUCAGUGGCUCAAAUAGUGCAGUCUUAAUGCUACAAGUUGGAGACAUGGUCAAUGUUCGUCUUUGGGGAAACCGACAGAUCAGUGAUAAUGGAAAUAAGUACUGCACAUUCACUGGAUUUUUGCUUUUUCCAAUGUGA